Molecule: messenger RNA, 901 nt
Organism: Gastrolobium bilobum
Lineage: Eukaryota; Viridiplantae; Streptophyta; Magnoliopsida; Fabales; Fabaceae
Product: putative H/ACA ribonucleoprotein complex subunit 1-like protein 1
Exons: 4
Coding region: 98-679 (193 amino acids)
Biological process (GO): snoRNA guided rRNA pseudouridine synthesis; ribosome biogenesis
Cellular component (GO): box H/ACA snoRNP complex
Molecular function (GO): box H/ACA snoRNA binding
Source: RefSeq, a predicted model, not a curated record
AACCCUAAUUUGCACUACUCAAAAACCCUAAACCCCAAAACGCUGUUUUGAUUGUUUGAGCUCACGAGUUAUCAACGCAUACUCUAAUUGCCAAGCAAUGAGACCACCGAGAGGCGGAGGCCGCGGCGGCGGUUUUAGAGGUGGCCGAGAUGGUGGCUUUCGAGGCAGAGGUGGUGGUCGUUUCGGCGGCGGUCGUUUCGGUGGCGGCGGAUUUCGUGAUGAAGGGCCACCGUCCGAAGUCGUAGAGGUCUCAACGUUUAUGCAUGCAUGUGAGGGAGAUGCUGUGACAAAGCUUACGAAUGAGAAAAUUCCCUUUUUUAAUGCUCCUAUAUAUCUGCAAAACAUGACUCAGAUUGGGAAAGUUGAUGAAAUAUUUGGCCCCAUCAAUGAAUCUUACUUUUCUGUCAAAAUGAUGGAAGGGAUUGUUGCUACUUCGUAUUCAGCUGGUGACAAGUUUUUCAUUGACCCAAGGAAACUGUUGCCACUUGCAAGAUUUCUUACACCACCAAAGGGACAAUCACUAGGUGCUGGAGGUGGAGGCAGGGGAGGUCGUGGUGGAGGCAGAGGUGGCCGUGGAGGUGGUGGUUUUCGUGGAAGGGGUGGCCCAAGGGGUGGGAGAGGUGGUCCUCCUAGGGGUGGUGGACGUGGUGGUGGUUUCAGGGGAAGGGGGAGGUCAUAGGGGAAUUUUAUGUAAUGUUUUUUUCUCAGUGCUUCAAUCAUUUUGCUUUGAAGAUAACAUAGGGCCCCAAUUGAAGAUUUGAUGCUGAAUUGACUUUUUGUUGUUGUUAUGGAUUAAGUGGUUCCAUUGCAUGUUGCGUGAGUAUAUUAUUAUCAUGAUGGGGUGGAUUGAGUUUUGUAGUUUCCAUCCAAAUUGGUGCUUUAUUAUAUUGAUUUGAAGUUC